Molecule: messenger RNA, 3099 nt
Organism: Venturia canescens
Lineage: Eukaryota; Metazoa; Arthropoda; Insecta; Hymenoptera; Ichneumonidae
Product: cytochrome P450 4g15-like
Exons: 11
Coding region: 1292-2572 (426 amino acids)
Molecular function (GO): heme binding; monooxygenase activity; iron ion binding
Source: RefSeq, a predicted model, not a curated record
GACAUUAUCUUCUUUUAUCUCACGCACGAUAAUAUCCUCUCAAAUGUAAUGUAAUCUGCAAAAUUGUCGCAUCCUCGAAAUGUAGUACACUAUAUGAAAUCGUCGAUUUUCUGUAGAUUUUUUCGAUGGAAUCGGAAAAAAAACAAAUUUAUUUCCAACGCAUUUUGGAGCUCUGCCGCUGUUUCACACGAAUUGUAUCGGAAACUCCUAAUUUUUCGACGCUCACGCACGCUCUUGUCGCGUGAAUGUAAUCGACAAAUGGAAAGCGAGAGUAGAAAGUGCCGGCUUGGUGCGGUAAAGUGUUAUCUUUUUUCUUUUUUUGACCAAUCCUUCUAUUGCUUCUCCGUUCAAACACGAGGAUCCAAACAGCGGUUGUAAUAUUGUGAGGAACUGUCACACCUCCGCUUCUAAAGACGACACUGUCGCAACGCACUGUAUACUCAAACGCUCGCAAUGUGCUAUCGCAACGUUGCUGCAGUUCUUUUCUUUCUGCCUUUUUCCUAUUCUACCGAAUUCUCACAUAACUAAACACUCACUGAUGCUGCUCCUCUUGGCAGCGAUAAUACAAACGUCGAUCUUCGGCUUCUACUAUAAAACUCAAGUUUUUUCUCGAGCGUUUAUCGAUGAACUUCGUAAACGAAAAAAAUUUCGCAGUUCGAGGACGUUUAUGAUUGUGAAAUGCCAUGACAUGACGAAAAAAAUAAAAAAAAAAACAUGUGCACCACAGCAAGCCGAUAAUAUUUUGACAUAUUCUGCCCCGUUGUUGAAUGUUGUUCUGUAGAGCCCGGAACAAUCCGGAACAUGAAUCGUACACGAAUAUGCAAUCGAAGUGUGAGAGUAAGAGUGGUGAGUGGUGGUGGUGAAAGCGAGAGUGAGUGAGGCGAGAUCAAAGAGAAGAAAGAUCGCGACGAUAGCGCCGAGAAAUUCUUUACGGCUUGGAGGUCGAACUAUUGGAAUCGAUAUUUUGUCCGUUGCACACAGCCGGGAACAUACGAAGACGACCGUUUCGAAUCAUUACAUGCUUCGAAUGAGGACUUUUUAAUAUUGCAACGAGUUUUGGAAAAUCCUCGUCAUUUCUUUAACCGGAAUUUGGAGUGUUUUAUGGUACACGAAGAAGUGGCGUGAAUGCAGAUCGCGUUUUUCCAAAUUGGCUAAAUGUCUGCCGGGACCACCGACUAUUCCGCUCGUCGGGAAUGCCUUGAGCUUCGCUUUUUGCCGACAAGAAAAACUGCUCGAUCGUAUCGUAAGUGUCUUAGCACCUUACGAAGCUGUUUCACCGAUCAGAAUUUGGAUGGGGCCUGCGCUGUAUAUUGUGAUUACCGCUCCUCGGGACAUAGAGAUUGUACUGAACAGUCAGCACGCAGCGAAGAAGGGAAUGGUCUAUAAAUUUUUAUACCCCUUUGUCGGCGAAGGUCUCAUAAGUGGCUCCGGCUCUGAUUUCAGCUGGAUAUCUCACAGGAAAAUGUUCUUGACGACGAUGAACCAACGAAUUCUCCGCGAGCACGUCAAGAUAUUCGACAAAAGAUGCCGAAUGUUGACGAGAAAGUUGGAGAAUCUUGCUGAUCGAAGAACAAUCGACAUUCACGAUUACGUCGAAGGAUGUACAAUCGACCUUGCAAGUGAAACCAUACUGGGAUGCGACGACGUUAACGCACUGGACAAUCCUGAUCACGAAUUCGCUCGAAGCACGGCCGAAAUGUACGAAAUCGUUUAUACCCGGAUGUUCCGGCUGUGGAUGCACCCUGAUUGCGUGUUCCGCUUGACCUCGAAGUACGAGAGACAACGCUGCAUCGUUAAAGUAAUUCAUAAUUUCACGGAGAAGUGCAUCGCCGCCAAGAGGGAGGAAUCGCUGAAUAACUCGCACGACGUUGAAAGAAUUUCUAUACUGGAACAGAUCCUCGAGGCUAACGACGUCACUCACGCAUUAACCGACGAUGAAAUCAGAGACGAGAUUUAUACGGUCUUCUUAGCUGCCCAGGACACGCUCGCCAUUGUCAGUAGUUUCGCCAGCUUGAUGUUCGCCAUGCACCCGGAGAUUCAGGAGAAAGCGAGGAAAGAGAUUCGGGAAAUAUGGAGCGAAGAUGAACCGGUUACGUUGGAGCAUUUGAAUCGCAUGAAAUACUUGGAAUGCUGCGUCAAAGAGACUUUGAGACUUUUUCCAAUAGCCCCUCUGUUGAUCAGGCAUCUCAAAUCCGAGCUUGCCCUUGGUACGUGCACCUUGCCAGAAAAUUGUCAGGUUGUCAUCGCAGCCUACGUCACUCAUCGGAGCGAAAAAUACUGGAGAAGUCCAGAGGAGUUUGUACCUGAAAGAUUUACGAGCAAGGAGACGGCGGAGAGGCAUUCUCACGUUUUUAUUCCAUUCAGCGGUGGCCCCAUGAGCUGCAUUGGUCAGAAGUACGCUUUGCUGGCUCUCAAAGCAAUCUUGGCUCACGUUCUACAGCAUUACAGAAUGAACACCCACGUGAAAAUGACCGACAUCCAACUGAAAUCCGAUAUAUCGAUUCGUUCGAUUAACGGAUACAAAGUUUCUCUCGAGGCCUUAAUGAGCGAACGACGACACGAUCGGUGCUGACAAAAUCAAUGACAUUGAAAAUCUCUUCGUAGAAUAUCUCAAGUGGACCAUCCUGUGGUUUGCAGACAGGAAAGACAAAAACCCCUCAAAUUUUCAGCUUUUUAAAGGGCUCCCUCAAUGAGAAAAAAAUAAUAUGUUUUAGCUUCGCUGAAAAUUGCGGGAAAAUAAACCUGGACGUUUGAGGAAGUCGUUUCGUUAGAGAGUACGUGCAAAAACCAAAAUUUUAUUUCUUCACUUUUUUCGACGCAAUUAUCAGUUCUAAAUACACAGAGAAUCGAAGGAAAAAGAGAAAAACAAAAACUGUGGGUAUAAUUGGACAAUUAAAAAUGUUUAAGUAUUCGUAGAUGUUUCUGACACUUCAAACGGCCAGCCAAAAUUUGUCAAGACAUUCUAAGAUUGUACAAAUUGGGGUGGUCCACUUGGUAUGGAAUAUCCCAUAUAUUUAUGGGAGAAAAAAGUUUAAAAAACGUUUUAGUUAUUGUUUCCAGUGGCAUGCAACUGCGAGAAUAAAUAUUUAGGAAACCAAA